GACCAAGUUUCGAAGCCUUGCAAACCGAGUUGUUGCAGUUGAUCGGUGGAGGACUACAAGUUUCUUCAGUCGCUUCACUGACUACAGAUUCAACCUAUGACGUCUGUCUGUCAGUUGAUGAACAAACAGCAGGGUUCUCAAAUUAUAAAAAUGCGUCCACGAUUCCGUCUAAACAGAACAACAAAGGGCGUAACCAGGUCAUAGGUCAUGUCAAAGAUGAAAUUGGGGAUGUGGCUAUUUUUAAUUUUUCUGAAAGAAAGAACAUCCUGAACGUCUUCAUAACAAUGCCAGCAUGUUACUCUAUAAAAGACCGCUCAGAGCCUA
Molecule: messenger RNA, 324 nt
Organism: Lymnaea stagnalis (great pond snail)
Lineage: Eukaryota; Metazoa; Mollusca; Gastropoda; Lymnaeidae
Source: the annotation of a GenBank genome assembly